AUGUCGGACGAGCUCCAAAAACAGCCCGCUAAACGCACAGAAGUGGCAGAAGAUGUCGACGAAGGCGAGGUUGUCGCCUGGACUCGGGAAGAAGAACGACAGCUCGUCCGCAAACUGGAUUUCCGGAUCUUUCCCAUCAUCAUCGUUCUCUUCAUCUUGAACUUCAUCGACCGCAAUAAUUUUGCUAAUGCCAGGCUCAAGGUAAGCCCGAUUAGAAAACUAUUCCGGAAGAGCAGUUCUAACCUAUGUCUUCUCAACAGGGCCUAGAAGCAGACCUCCACCUCUCCGAUGUGGAUUACCAAACUUGCCUAUCGAUCCUCUUGGUCGGCUACGUCUCCAUGGAGAUCCCCUCGAACAUGCUGCUCAACAAAGUCUCCUCGCCAUCUCUCUACCUCUGUGCCGCCGUUGCGCUCUGGGGUCUUGUAUCGGCAUGCCUGGCUGCCGCCCAGAAUAGCGUCGGGGCUAUCAUGGCGAGGUUCUUCCUUGGAUGCUGCGAGAGCGUUUUCUUCCCAGGCUGCCUGUUGUUCCUGAGCAAGUGGUAUACGAGACGGGAAAUGCAGUUGAGGGUUACGUGGAUGAAUGCUGGAAAUAUUGCCGCGCAGGGCUUUGGAGGUUUGAUUGCGGCCGGGAUUCUUGGAGGGAUGGAGGGCGAUGGAGGAUUGAGGGCCUGGAGAUGGUUGUUCAUCGUAAGUCACUAAUGACAUCGAGGCAUGGUUAUGAAGCUGACCAUUGAAUAGAUUGAGGGUGCUGUCACCAUCACUAUUGCUCUGAUCGCCUAUCCCAUCCUCCCAGACUGGCCCUCCACAACCUCCUGGCUCUCUUCCAAGGAAAAGCAAAUCGCAGAGGCCCGUCUCGUCAAGGAAACCGGCAUCAACGCCUCCAACCCGAUUUCUGCUCUCGAAGGCUUCAAACUCGCUUUCACAGACCCCAAAGUCUACCUCCUCGCGCUUCUCUACUUUCUCACAAUCAUGGGCCUCUCCUUUAGCUACUUCUUCCCAACCAUAACGUCCGCCCUCGGCUACAACACCACGGAAACCCUCCUCCUAACGGCGCCACCAUGGAUCUUCGCAAUCUUCACGUCCAUCCCCAACGCCUGGCACGCAGAUCGCACCGGGGAAAGAUUCUUCCACUACACCUGGCCAGCUAUCGCGUGCAUGGUAGGCUACCUCAUCAGCAUGGCCACCCACAACACCGGAGCGCGCUAUUUCAGCACCUUCCUCAUGACGACGGGCUACGCAUCGGGCUUCUUGGUCCUGGCGUGGAUUUCAAAUACGAUUGUAGAGCCGCCCGAGAAGAGGGCCGUGGCGAUUGCCUUUAUCAAUGCGUGCGGAAACGUGGGGAGUAUUCCGGGCAGUUAUAUCUGGAGGAGUAUGUAUGGGCCUUGGUAUCGGAUACCUUUUGGGGCUUGUUUUGCGAUUUUGGGGGCUGGGGUUGUGGUUGCUGCGGGGUUGAGGUGGUAUUUGAUUAGGUUGAAUAAAGAGCUGGAGAGGGUUGAGGGGGCUGGUAUUGCGAUGGAAGGGGCAGGGAAGGAGUGUGAUGAUGUUGAUGAUGAUGAGAGGAAGGGGUUUCGGUAUUUGUAUUAG
This is a messenger RNA of Lecanosticta acicola, 1583 nucleotides long. The record is from the annotation of a GenBank genome assembly. NCBI's taxonomy places the organism in Eukaryota, Fungi, Ascomycota, Dothideomycetes, Mycosphaerellales, Mycosphaerellaceae.